This is a messenger RNA of Acanthoscelides obtectus, 408 nucleotides long. NCBI's taxonomy places the organism in Eukaryota, Metazoa, Arthropoda, Insecta, Coleoptera, Chrysomelidae. The record is from the annotation of a GenBank genome assembly.
AUGAAAGAUAUUUAUACACCGCAUGGAGUAACAGACACAAUGGCAAAUGAAGCGAAAUCUAAUGAUGAUGAUAGGGACAACGAUGCCUCUAUUAUUCCCGAGUCUCCAGAAAAUGCAGAUACGGUCGAUACACAGACACACAGACACAGACAACUGAAGCUAACGGAGAACAAGAUGUGGCUCCUGAUAACCGAGCACAGUUAAAAAAAAGGAAUUUGUUUCACCAAAGCAAUUACCAUCAAAAAAGAAAAAAAAGUUUACAAAUGAUUCUGAUGAAAGAGCGGAAAUGGCAUUUCAAUAUCUUCAGAGAUGCGAGAAAAAAAAUUGACGAAUGCAUUGCUUUUGGAAAUUUAAUUGCUGCUAAGCUCAAAAACAUGGACCGCAUCACUCGACAACAUGCGAUGAACG